AAACUGUUACAAUAAUAUUGGCGAACCAGUCGCUCGGUAAACAUCCAAAUUAAAACACCAAAUGUUCUCUGCUAAAAAAAUAUAAAAUACCUAGUUAAAUCAUGAAAAGUGGAAAUGUGAUUGUGGUCUUAAGCCUAAGUCUGAUCCUGAGCUGCCAUGGCUCCUUCGUGGAAGGGAGGCGACGGGAGUUCCCUCAGGACUUCAUUUUCGGAGCCGCCACCUCGGCAUACCAGACAGAGGGCGCCUGGGACGUCGAUGGAAAAACUCCAAGCCUCUGGGACUACCACACCCACACUUAUCCUGACAGCAUCAGCGACCAGAGCAAUGGAGAUAUAGCGGCUGACUCCUACCACCACUACCUCAGAGAUGUGGAGAUGCUCAGAGAGCUGGGUGUCCAAUCCUACCGGUUAUCUAUAUCCUGGACCAGACUGCUACCGACUGGCUUCACCAACAAAGUCAACCCAGCUGGCGUCGAAUACUACUCGAAGUUCAUCGAUGAAUUACUAAAGUACAACAUCACACCUCUAGUCACAAUCUUCCACUGGGACGUCCCACAGAAUCUACAGCAGCUGGGAGGGUUAACCAACCCUCUGUUUGUGGACUGGUUUGAAGACUACGCGAGAGUGGUAUUUGAGCUUUUCGGCGACCGGGUAAAAUUCUGGAUCACGAUAAAUGAGCCAAAGCAGAUUUGCCUGUUUGGUUAUGGGAGCACUAGACUGGCGCCGCAGUUGAACGCUGGUGGGGUGGCGGACUACAUCUGUGCUAAGACGAUCUUGCUGGCCAAUGCCAGAGCGUACCACCUGUACAAUGAAGAGUUCAGGUCGAAGCAAGGGGGACAGGUGGGGCUGGCCGUGGAUGUGCCCUGGUAUUCGCCUCACACUGAUACGAAUGAAGACGAGUUCGCUACAGAGUUGCAGAGGCAGUUUGAUUGGGCUCUCUACACGGACCCAAUCUUCAGCGACAGCCGUGGCUGGCCAGCAGAGUUCUCUGAACGCAUCCUGAACAAGAGUCUCUCCCAGGGGUUCCCGCGGUCCCGCCUGCCGCCCCUUAGUCGCGAGGAGGCGGAGUAUAUCCACGGGACUGGAGACUUCUUGGGGGUCAACCAUUAUGUUAGCAAUCGGGUAUCGGCCAGCAAGUUCCUCAAGGAGCAUGCAGUGCCAUCGACGUAUGACGACGCAAAUGUGGGGACGUCAGUGCCUGAUGACGAAGAGGGCUGGACUGUCUCUGAGUUUGGAAUUAUGCCGCUAAAAUUGAACCUCCUGUUACAGCAAGGCCCCAACAACCUGUACCACGUGCUGUCCCAGCUGUCCUGCCGGUAUACAACCCGCUACUACAUCACAGAGAGCGGGGUCCCGACCGGUCCAGGCCUGAACGACACGUACCGAGUCACUGCAUACAGGAAUAACCUGGAGAGUGUGCUCAACGCUAUCGAUGAGGGGAUCCCAAUCAAAGGGUUCUACGCUUGGAGUUUGAUGGAUAAUUUUGAGUGGCUUUCAGGCUACACACGCCGCUUCGGCCUUUACGACGUAGACUUCACGGAUCCGGCGCGGCCGCGGACCGCGAAGCACUCGGCGUUCGUGUACAAACACAUCGUGACACACAGACACAUCGACCACGAGUACGACCCCGCCGGCAGGACCAUGUCCAUUGAUUAGGGAAAUAAACUGUUGAAAAGAAA
This is a messenger RNA of Plutella xylostella (diamondback moth), 1678 nucleotides long. RefSeq names its product myrosinase 1. Gene Ontology annotation, biological process: carbohydrate metabolic process. NCBI's taxonomy places the organism in Eukaryota, Metazoa, Arthropoda, Insecta, Lepidoptera, Plutellidae. The record is from RefSeq and is a predicted model, not a curated record. Gene Ontology annotation, molecular function: beta-glucosidase activity.